AUGUUGGACCCGACGACGCAGAAGAAACCGGUCGACAUCGACGGGCUGGUGCCGGUGUCCGACAUCGAAGACAGCUCCAUCAGCUCGGCCAAGGACAUCUUGGAAAAUGAGGGCGAGGACCCCGUGCUGGCGAGGAAAAUGCACCUCGUCAAUGACGCCAAUGACCAAAUCGGCUGGACGCCAUUUCACUGGAAGCUCUUCGUCUUGAACGGCUUCGGCUACGCCGUCGAUUCCCUCAUUGCGCUCGUCCAGUCCGUCACCAAUACAGGAGCUUUCCUGGAGCUAGCGACGUCCUCGACAUAUCGCAAUGCGGGUACUGUCUCGCUGUACGUCGGACUACUGGUCGGUGCAAUCUUUUGGGGGUUCGGUGCCGAUAUCAUUGGGAGGAGGAUCGCGUUCAAUGUAACGCUAUUGAUCACCUCCCUCGCGACAAUCGUGUCGGGUGCAAGCCCCAAUAUCGUAUCGUGGAGUUUCUUCAUCGCGCUCUCAGGAUUCGGCGCCGGUGGCAACUUGGUGCUCGACCCGACGGUCUUUCUUGAAUUUCUGCCCAGCAGCAAGCAGUGGACGGUAACAGCUCUCGCGCUUUGGUGGGGCUUCGGACAAGCAUUGACAGGAUUCAUUGCCUGGGGAUUCUUGACCCAAACCCGAUGGAACUGCACCGAAGGACAAAAUUGCAACUGGUCGAACAACGCCGGUUGGAGAUACGUCUCGUUCACGGCCGGCGCUUUAGUCUUUGUCACCUCCGUCGCGCGAGUGACGAUCAUGCGGUUGAAGGAGACGCCGAAAUACCUCCUCAGUGUCGGCCGAGAUGCUGAUCUCGUGCGGAACUAUCAGCAGAUAGCGCAAAAGUAUGGAAGAGAGUGCUCGCUUACGGAAGAAAAGCUCGCGGCAUGCGGUGAGAUGAAGAACGCAGGGCAAGACAGACACACAGUCAAGUUCGUGCUGAACGAGCUGGUCGACCAUGUCAAGGGUCUUUUCGUGACCAGGAAGAUGGCUCUUAGUACCGCAAUGGUUUGGAUGUCAUGGACACUGAUCGGUCUGGCGUAUCCCCUUUUCUACGUGUUCUUACCCUCUUACCUUGCGUCGAGAGUUCCGGACAACGUCGAGACGCCUUACGAGACGUGGCGAAACUUUACACUGACUAACAUCUCUGGAAUCCCGGGGCCGAUCAUCGCUGGUUACCUUGCUAACCUUCCUCACGUCGGCCGGAAGUACACGAUGGUCAUCGGCGCGGUCCUGUCCAUGGCGCUCUUUUUCGCCUACACUGCGGUUAAAACUGCCGAUCAAAACCCCAUAAAAUCAGCAUGCAGCAUCAACAUCUACUAUGGUACGCUGUAUGCGUACACAGUUGAGGUUUUCCCUUCAGCACAUCGCGCCACGGGCAACGGUAUUGCAGUGGCUUGCAACCGCCUAAUGGGCAUUGUUUCUGCAUUCGUUGCUACGUCUGGCAACACGUCGACGGCGGUGCCUCUUUACGUAUGCGCAGCACUCUUUGGCCUGAUGGCUGGCGUUUCGGCACUGUUCCCUUUUGAGCCAUACGGAAGACGAAGCUCUUAG
Messenger RNA from Colletotrichum spaethianum, 1557 nucleotides. Its product is annotated as MFS siderochrome iron transporter 1. Bases 1 to 1557 code for a protein of 518 amino acids. Gene Ontology annotation, biological process: transmembrane transport. NCBI's taxonomy places the organism in Eukaryota, Fungi, Ascomycota, Sordariomycetes, Glomerellales, Glomerellaceae. Gene Ontology annotation, molecular function: transmembrane transporter activity. The record is from RefSeq and is a predicted model, not a curated record. The transcript has 5 exons.